AAGCCAGCAGAAACAGAGUGGUGAUAGCGAGUCAAUCAGUCCCUUAGCACAACCAAGAAGUGACAAGGAGGAUCAGGGGCCCAGAAUGACUAAACAAUUCCUACAAAAACUCUGUAAGCAGCACAAGCUUUACCUGACGCCUGCACUGAAUGAUGUGCUGUAUUUACACUUUAAAGGAUUUGACUGCAUUGAGAACCUAGAGGAGUACACGGGCCUGCGCUGUCUCUGGCUGGAGUGCAACGGGAUACAAAAAAUCGAGAACCUGCAGGCCCAAGCUGAGCUGCGCUGCCUCUUCCUGCAAGUGAAUUUGAUUCAUAAAAUCGAGAACCUGGAGCCUCUGCAGAAGCUGGAUGCUCUGAACCUCAGCAACAACUACAUCAAGACCAUUGAGAACCUGUCGUGCCUGCCGGUCCUGAACACACUGCAGAUUGCCCACAACCGCCUGGAGACGGUGGAAGACAUCCAGCACCUAAAGGAAUGCUUGCAACUUUGCGUGCUUGACCUUUCCCACAACAAGCUGAGUGAUCCGGAGAUCCUGCGUGUCCUCGAAAGCAUUCCUGAUUUGCGUGUGCUGAACCUGAUGGGAAACCCAGUUAUCAAGCACAUUCCUAACUACCGAAGGACAGUCACCGUGCGGCUGAAACACCUGACUUACCUGGAUGACAGGCCAGUUUUUCCGAAGGACAGAGCAUGCGCGGAGGCCUGGGCCAGAGGAGGGUAUGCAGCGGAAAAGGAGGAGAGAGAGCUGUGGGAGAGCAGAGAGCGGAAGAAGAUUGCGGACAGCAUCGAAGCCCUGGCCAUGAUCAGGCAGCGGGCAGAGGAGCGCAGGAGAGAGAAAGAAGCCCGGGAGGGAGGGGUGAUGCCACCAGCAGACGACAAGGACAGGCGGGAUGAGCCUUCUGUGGCAGGGGACAUGCAGCAGAAGAUGGAGCUGUUUGUUGAGGACAGCUUUGCAGCCAGGGACGAGCUCUUCCCAGAAGAGGCAAGCAGGGAAGAGGCACAGCCCGUGGACACUGGCAGAACGGCCGAAGGCGGGGCGCCUGCAGGGAGCCUGUCUGCUGCAAACCCAGUGCCCCUGGAAGAGUCGAGCUCCAGGCUGGUGGCUGCUGAUGGCUUGUUGACUACAGUGCCUCACGGAACCAGAACCAAGGACACAGAAGCCGUUAACCAGGGGGUUGAGGAGAAGCUCUUUAUUGCGGAACUGUGCUUCCCGAAGAUCGAGGUCCUCUCAAGUGGGAGCGACAGCAGUGACACUGAACUGGACACAGCCCUCCCUGGGUCAGAACACUGGCCUAGAGGUGCCCUUUCACACAUAUUCACCGUCUCUAGGGACACCAAAAAGGCCAAGGUACCCUUCACAGACAUCCUAAAGGAAGACGUGAUGGACUUGCAAACCAAAAGUCAAGACCCCAAGGUCCCAAGAGUGCUCAUCCAGGAGCUCAGUGACAUGCACUCAGGCCGAGGGCUAGCAUCCCCCUGCUGCAGGAGAGAUGCUGCAGAGGACAGGGACAGGGACGAUGCCCUGCCUGCAACCUCCUCCCCAGGAGAUGGAGCUGAAGAUGACCAAGUGCAGCCUGAGACAGGGCCUGAGGAGUCCGGCCUGGGGACAGGCCCAGGGCAGGUGGGACUGGCUUUGGACUGAACUGAAGUACCCACCAUCACAGCAGC
Messenger RNA from Octodon degus (degu), 1668 nucleotides. RefSeq names its product dynein axonemal assembly factor 1 (gene Dnaaf1). Lineage: Eukaryota; Metazoa; Chordata; Mammalia; Rodentia; Octodontidae. Gene Ontology annotation, molecular function: protein binding; dynein complex binding. Gene Ontology annotation, biological process: cilium assembly. The record is from RefSeq and is a predicted model, not a curated record. Gene Ontology annotation, cellular component: axoneme. The transcript is spliced from 10 exons. Bases 86 to 1642 code for a protein of 518 amino acids.